Messenger RNA from Jaculus jaculus (lesser Egyptian jerboa), 691 nucleotides. RefSeq names its product fatty acid binding protein 5 (gene Fabp5). Bases 66 to 473 code for a protein of 135 amino acids. The record is from RefSeq and is a predicted model, not a curated record. The transcript is spliced from 4 exons. Gene Ontology annotation, molecular function: fatty acid binding. Gene Ontology annotation, cellular component: nucleus; cytosol. NCBI's taxonomy places the organism in Eukaryota, Metazoa, Chordata, Mammalia, Rodentia, Dipodidae. Gene Ontology annotation, biological process: fatty acid transport.
CCCCGGAGCCGUUCAACGCGCCCCCGCCACCGCGUCCUCCUUGCUCGCUCGCCCGCACGCCCGCCAUGGCCUCCGUAAAGCAGCUCGAGGGGAGGUGGCGCCUGGUGGAAAGCCAAGGCUUUGAAGAGUACAUGAAGGAGCUGGGAGUGGGCCUCGCUCUGCGGAAAAUGGGUGCGAUGGCCAAACCAGACUGCAUCAUAACCUGUGAUGGCAAUAACCUCUCCAUCAAAACUGAGAGCACUUUGAAAACAACACAGCUGAACUGCACCCUGGGAGAGAAAUUUGAAGAAACCACAGCUGAUGGCAGAAAGACUCAGACGGUCUGCACCUUCACCGAUGGCGCUUUGGUCCAGCACCAGGAGUGGGACGGGAAGGAGAGCACGAUCACCAGAAAGCUGAAGGACGGGAAGCUAGUGGUGGAUUGUGUCAUGAACAAUGUCACCUGUACCCGAGUCUAUGAAAAAGUUGAAUAAGGAUUCAGUCAUCACCCUGGACAGGAAUUAGCUCUGAGAAUGAAUAAGCUCAGUUCAAUGAGCAGAGAGCAGACCUCCACGCUGCUGCUUUUCUUCCGUUUUGUUUUUCAUUACUGUGUUCAGUUAUCUUUAUCACAAGCAUUUUACACGCAACCAUUUCAAAGUGUUGGUUGAAGUAGGAUCAUCCUUUGGUUAGUAAAUAAAUGUGUUUGUGCUAA